AUGAUUUCGAACGUCGCAGUUGUGCUGAAAUAUUUGCUUAUUUUUUUUGCGAUAACGCAAAUUCAAUCUGGUCAUCUAGUAGAAGGGCCAAAGGCUGAGAACCAGUGUGGUGUAUCUUUAAGUGCUAGUGGACUAAUCUACAAUGGAAAAGUGGUGAAAAGAAAUCAGUGGCCGUUCUUGGUGGCAUUGAUGAUGGUUGCCGAUGGGAAGUUUUUUUGUAGCGGAACUCUCAUUUCACGUAGUCAUGUCCUGACAGCUGCACAUUGCCUUCAAGAAAAGGGUCAGGAAACACCUUCAACACCUUCAGAAUUCAUUUUGCAUCUCGGAAAAUAUAAUUUGAGUCUUGUCUAUGAAUGCGGCUCAAUCACAGUUUUUCCAGAAAGGAUAAAAAUUCAUCCUAAUUGGAACAUUCAUCAAGAGAAAUAUGAUUCAGACAUUGCAUUAAUAAAAAUUGAGGGAACUGUCCCAAUAAGAACAAAUAUUUUUCCAGCAUGUUUGUGGACGUCUAAAAUGGAAGCAAUUGGUCAUCAAACUGGAACUGUUGUCGGAUGGUAA
Clunio marinus is the source of this 555-nucleotide messenger RNA. Lineage: Eukaryota; Metazoa; Arthropoda; Insecta; Diptera; Chironomidae. The record is from the annotation of a GenBank genome assembly.